CUCGUUGUUGUGGUCUCCGGUUAUUUGCACGACUUUUUCUUUUUUACAAAUUUUUGUUUUUCUUCUUCUUCAGCUGUCGUUCGUUACAGGCACAGGAUGUCUUCACUUCUUUUCAUCACCGGCCUGCUUGCGGGCAUGGCUGAAGCCUAUACCCAGGUCAACGUUGCCUCUCCUUUCAUGACCAAGAACAUCGACCCGAUCGUCUUCCCCGGCCAGUAUGACAAGUCCCAUCUGCACUCCUUCUUCGGCUCCGACGCUGUCACCGUCAACACCAACACUAGCGCCGAGCUUCAGAAGGGGUGCACCAACGCCGAGAACCCUAAUGAUUUGUCCGUAUACUGGAUCCCCACGCCUCUCUACACAGCCGAUGGCGGCAAGACCUACGCACCCAUGCCCGUCUCACGCUUCAGCGCCUACUAUAACCUCGGCGAGACCCCGGCCGAGGUCGCCAUCCCCCAGAAUCUGAAGAUGGUCGCCGGCGACGGCGAGGCCCAGACCCAGGAUGCGAUGAUCGCCGGAGCCCAGUCCUCAUGGGGCUGCGAGAACGGGGGCGGCGAGAGCCUUGACGCCAACGGUUUCCCCAGCACGACCUGCGGCACUCACGUGCAUCAGCUUCUCUUCUUCCCCCAGUGUGUCAACACCGAGACCCUCGAGACCGCCUACAAAGACCGCCGCGGCGGCAGCUGCCCGGGUGGCAUGAAAUCGAUGCCCCAGCUCCGGUUCUCCAUCCGGUACGACGUGCGUAAGGUCCUCCCCAAUGGCUGGACCGGCACCGCGCCCUUCAAGCUCGCCUGCGGCCCUGCAUGGUGCUCCCACGGCGACUUUAUCAACGGCUGGACCGAGGAGGCCGCGACGAACAUGAUUGCCACCACCAAAGACAAGAUGAAGUUUUCUGCCGUAAACGGCGCUCUCGGGGAUGCCGGCUCCGGCCCUACCUGCAAGGCUAAAGACGCCGACCCCGCCCACGGCACCGGCGAUUACGCUAAGAGCGUUGCCGCUAUGAGCAAGCGCGAUGUUGAUUCUUGGGGGUGGGCCUCCAAGUCGCGAUUCGUUCGUGUAUAGUCCGAACACGGGGGAAAUGGGCGGCAGUGAGGUUAUGCAUAGGCCAAGUGGGUUAAUCUUUCUUUGUAACAUAGUAUUUUCAACGACGAAUA
Messenger RNA from Colletotrichum navitas, 1154 nucleotides. RefSeq lists its product as uncharacterized. The transcript has a single exon. NCBI's taxonomy places the organism in Eukaryota, Fungi, Ascomycota, Sordariomycetes, Glomerellales, Glomerellaceae. The coding region runs from base 97 to 1062 and encodes 321 amino acids. The record is from RefSeq and is a predicted model, not a curated record.